Molecule: messenger RNA, 321 nt
Organism: Symbiodinium necroappetens
Lineage: Eukaryota; Dinophyceae; Suessiales; Symbiodiniaceae
Source: the annotation of a GenBank genome assembly
AUGCUCCAAGAACCUCCGCCUCACGCCAGCUUGCAGCUUCCUUGCCGGAUGUCCGACGCGGUGCCAGGUGAGCGAAGCGAGGCAGACUUCACGCCAAUCCACGCAUCCCCGAAGAGCCCAUUUGUUGACAUCGACGCCCUCGCCGACUUGGAAGUAACCCCCCAGGAAAGCGACAAGGACAAAAAGAAGAGAGAGGCUCAGGAGAAGUGCGAAGAAUUGAAGGAGUGGGGCGGCAAAGCUUCCCUGGCCACCUUGCUGUCGCUGACGACGUGCAAGGAGAAGCUUGUCCUGGAUGAUUCUCAUGUGGGGAGACUUGAUUGA